Molecule: messenger RNA, 534 nt
Organism: Cryptomeria japonica (Japanese cedar)
Lineage: Eukaryota; Viridiplantae; Streptophyta; Pinopsida; Cupressales; Cupressaceae
Product: ethylene-responsive transcription factor RAP2-3
Exons: 1
Coding region: 1-534 (177 amino acids)
Biological process (GO): regulation of DNA-templated transcription; ethylene-activated signaling pathway
Molecular function (GO): DNA-binding transcription factor activity; DNA binding
Source: RefSeq, a predicted model, not a curated record
AUGUGUGGAGGAGGCGUAAUAUCAGGGUUGAUACCCGGAAAAGCUAAUGGCCGAAAAACCACUUCUAGAGCCUCAUGGAUAAGCUUUGACAAAUUUUCAGAAUAUCAUCUUGCUAAAGCCUUGCCUAGGCUAAAUGAUGUAGCAGAUCUUCAUUGCCAGAAAAAAGAGAAAAGUGUGGCAAGAAAAGGAAAGGAGAAGGAAAGGAGGGCACAUCACAUGUGGAGAGGGCUGAGGCAACGUCCUUCUGGAAAAUGGGCUACAGAGAUCAAAGAUCCCAUCAAGGGAAUUAGGGUUUGGCUUGGAACUUACAACUCAUCCGAGGAGGCUACGAUUGUCUAUGAUCGUGAAGCUAAAAAAAUUAGAGGAAAAAAGGCCAUGCUCAACCUUUCUGAACAAGUCAUUAGCUCUGAUGACUCUAUGAACAAGGUGAAUGUUUCUCAUCAAUCUAUGUCAAGUACAAGAAAAUCUUCUAGUUAUUGCCCCCAGAAUAAGGAGGAAGAAUAUGGGUCAUUCUUUUCUCAAAUCAAGGUAUAG